GUCAAACGUUAGUUGAGUGCUAAUUCGCUGUUGGUGAUGUUCAUAAUAAAACGCUGCGGGUGAUUUUUCGUGUCUGAACGGCGCUGCAUUGGCAUUUCUUUGCACCCAACAAAUCGAACAAAAUGUUUUUCCAAUUGUGUUUAGUUCUUAAAUCUUGCGGCGGAUUGCAAAACUGAAAUAAUUUGCUUAAACGAAGCUCGUCCGAUUUUUUACAUGUAUUUGUGUUUUUCCUUUUGUGUUUUUGUGGAAUUUUUAUUAAAAUAUUAACGGCAGUGGCUGGAAGUGUCUGCAAAUGCAAACAAAUCAAUUAGCACAUCCAGUGCAGAGCAAAAUAUGUAAAAUUAUCUACAUACAAACAUAUUUACGUACUUGCGCGUGUGCGUUAUAAUAUUUGUGUUUGUGUGUGUGUGUGUGCGGUAUAAAAAGUGAAAAACAAAGUGUGAAUUCGUGCGAAUAACUGUGCCAAAGCGUAGGCAAAUUUUCAAACAUAAAUCUUGUACGAAGAUGUGUUUUGCUGUUGUUUUUUGAUUCUAUGCUCGAAAGCCGUUGCAGCUGUGAAGCGUGAAUUUCUGUGCGGUACUUCAAAACGUGCCCAAGGUAUCCAAAGUGUCGACUGUUGGACUGUUGCUGAAUGGCAUUCCAAUUGGUUGCUGCUGCCGCUGCCGCGCCACUGCCGAGCAGCUAAACGACCAUCAGGGUAAACAUUGGAUUGAAGUGGAAAGUGAAAUUUGUUUAUUGAAAGCCAAAAAUAAUAAACCGGCAAUUUAUGCGCUAGCCCAAAGCAAACACAAAAGCAAAAACAAUAAAAACCAACAAAUAUUUUGAGUACCGGUGUACUUGCGGUAAUGACACAGCAACAACAACGAGUGUAAAAUAAACACUAGUAAAAAGUGUAACAGCUGUCAGAGCAAUUGGCAACACCGCCAGAAACCGAAAAGGCCAACAAAAAUUACAACAACAAACAAUUGCUGUUUGCGCGCGCAAUUUGCAUGAUUGUUGCAACACCUUGACAAAAACAACACACAACAAACAAAGCGAAAAAUAUUAUGCCCAAUAAUACCAACAAAAAGGCCAACAAAAAAGUUGCAACCAAAAAACCGUUAGUGUUAUAGAUAAAAGAUAUUGCUUGGACGACUUUUUUCCUUUCGCCAAUUUUGCCAACUUGUGUUAUUACAAUUUUUUGCUGGCGUGCCACCACCAAUUGCCGGUGAGGGCCACAUUUAGCUGCAACAAAUAAGGGUGUUGAACGUUGCCGGCCAACACAACGGCAACGAACAACAAAUAACGGUCAACUGCAAACUGCGGACAGCAAAUAACUACACGCCUGUCUGCCGCGGUGCCUGCCAGCGUUGCAACUGCACAACAAAGCCAACAACAACAAACAGCAGCAAUAAUGACAACAACCAAACAGGCUGACAUCAAUACAAACACCACAACCGCCAACGAAGUGGCCGGUCACGUUGCAGCCGUUGGUGCCACCGGCAGCGGCAGCGGCAUCGGCACUAGCGCUGGCAACGGCAACGCCAUUGUUGUGGGCACCGAUGUUGACAACGGCAUGGGAUCGCCGUUGACGCCGUCAAAUAGAAACUCGAAUGGUCACACGAACCACACAAAUAAUUUCUACAGUAAUUCAUCGAAUUCAAAUUCAAAUAUUGGCAAUAAUGGCAGCACAACAACUACAACAACAGCAGCAGCAAAUAACAACCAGCGUGUUAUGAACGAGUCGAAUAAACGCAAGAAACUGAAAUCACGCACAGCAACUGUACCGAGUGGCGGCGGUCAAGGUCAUACCCAUGCUGAGGGCUAUAUGAAGGAUCACUUGGACGCCUGGCUGGAGACUUGUCUCAAGGAUGCCUCCAAUGCACAGCUGUCCUCCUCAUCAGAGUUCUUAGAUUAUAAUCCAAUGCCCGCGGGUACUGUUAGUGGCGUCGGCGGCGGUAGUGGUGGUAUUAGUACAACAAAUCCGCAAAAAUUCCUACAACAACAAAUGCAGCAACGUCAUCAACAAAGCCAGCAACAACAGCGUGAGCAGCAGCAACAACAACAGAAUCAAGCGUAUUUGUCCAAUAACAGUUUGAAUAACGCGAAUCAACAGCCAACAUUUUCAUAUGUACAACAGCAGCAACACCAACAACAGCACUCGCCACAAAUGCAACAACAACAAUUUGGUUUGCGUUCGGGUCCAAUGUCAUUUUCCGGCGGUUAUGCGGGCGGUGGCAGUGGACCCUUCAGCCAAGGUUUUCAACGGAAUGUGCCAAAUUACAUGAAACAAUCUCACUACAACAACCGCUACUCCAUGAUGUUCCCACACAGCGGCAUGGGACCUGGUCCUGGUGGUUAUUAUCAACAAACCGAUGCCCAAGACUUCGCCAGCCUGCCGCCCAUAGUAAAUAUGAUGGGCGGUUCAUCGGAAAUGGAAAAUAACUCGACAGAUGUGCUCGAUGGCAGUGGCAGCAAUCCGAAUAUUAGUAGAGGUUUCCGUUUCAGCGAUCCUUGCCUGCUGAAUCCGUCCGACAACGACUCGAAAGUGAGUGGCCAAAAUACGCCCGAUCGUCGCAAUCAGUUGCCGAGCGAUUUGGAGAAUAAUAAAUUCUUCGCUGCUCUAAUGGAACAGAUUAAUCUAUUGCACGAAACUAAUACGAAGAUUUGCCGAAAUCUACACGAAACAAAAGUUGAUAUUGAAGCUUUAAAGCACGCACCCAAUUGGGGUUUGAGACACCGUAGAGAUAGCUUGAGUGGAUUAAGUACGCACAGUCAGCCCAUGGUAUUUGGCGGUGGAUUUGGUGGUAUGCAAAGUCCAGCGCCAACUUAUCAUUCAGGCGCAUACACCCCAGGUAUGAUGACCGACGUGGUUCGUGAGGUGAAAGAGGCCGCUCGUGUGCGCGAAGAUGCGCUAUUAAAUCGGGUAAAAGCGAUGGUCGAAGAGCGUCAAUGGUCGUUUAAUGAGAGCAACUUGCGCAUGAUGCGCGACAUUGAAGAGCUAAAGUCUCAAGUCCAUCAUCUGCGCGCCGACCGCAAAGAGUCCAACAAACGCAUUACACACCUCGAGGCGGAGAACAAGUACAUGCGUCAAAUGUUGACGAAUCUCUUCAACCAGCGCAACGCACCCGACAUCAUCUACGAGAAUGAAACACUGCGCACACAACGCAAAUCCUUUCCAACAGCGCCGGCACGACGCUCACAAUCGAUGAAUCUGCAUUACGGCACCAUACACCAUCAACCGCCAACCGUUGCGCUCACCGUGGAUGAGCAGGACGAGCGCUUGCAUAUCGUUGAGGCGGCCACGCAGCAGCGUGCCACCGCCGCGGACAUGGUGACCGUAAGUGAUAGACGCACCACUGAGUUGCGCAGUUCGUUCUCCAGCUCGGAUGGUGGCGGUAGCGUGGGAGCGGGUAGUUGUGGUGGUGGUGUGGUUGGCACCGGUGCUGCUGUACGUAACAGCGGCAGCAGUGGUGCCAGUGGCGUAGGCAUUUGUACAGUAACAGCCAUGCCUAACGGUAACGCUGCAAUGGCCAGCGGUCAACAGCUGAUGUCGCCGCCCAAUUUCGCGUUGAUAUCAACACCGGCCGAGGAGGAGGCGGUCAAAAUGCGCAAAAAGAAGGGCCGAAAAGUGCCACAAAUCGACGGCUCGAAGCGUAACGGUGAAUAUCACGAGGAAGUAAGUGGCGCUGCAGUGGCUGCGACACACGCUGAUGAGGAUGCUGGCAAUGAGGCGGACGACGAUAGCAAACUCUCGUCACAGGAGCUGCAGCAGGAGUUGCAGGAUGCGGUGGCAGCGCGUAAGGAGGCCGAUAAUCGUGUCAUUGCGCUUGAGCAUAUGGUAAAAACACUACGUCUAAAUUCCAAUACAGCCAACAAUGCGACCAACAACAACAAUGCAUCCCAUUAUCCAAACGCAAGUGUUGCAUAUAAACUAACUAACGGUACAGGUAGUACUGGUAACGGUGUGGUUGUAAAUCCCUACGUUGCUGGUUACACUUAUAACAUUAACCCUUGCACUACCAACAACUCAAGCAGCGCAUUACCACCACCGGCAGCACACUCAACGGCAAUGACAUCAGCAACCUCGGCGGCGGCGGCGGCGGCGGUGAUCAUGCCACAUCAAAUGCAACACAAAGCGCAUACGAUCGCCACGGCGAGCAGCAGCAUCGGUUGUGUCGGGCAAUCGCCAACCAAAUUGAGCGUUGCUGGACCCAUAACGGAUUUAUAGUUCUAGCUGACGGCCACCAAGCGACGUGUACGCGUCACGCAUUUCUGACUGCAGCAGCGGCGGCCACAUGCCACAUACCAAUGCGCACGCCUGCAUACACAUCAUUGCCACUGUGUGCGGCGGGUGGAGCGUGGGCGUAGAAGAUGAAUCCCUAUUUUAGCCGAAAGCGUCGGUAAACGAAACUCGAAUCUUGAUAUACGAAACACACUCGAAUACAAACGAAGUGUUGAUUGAUAUACGAAACACACUCGAAUACAAACGAAGUGUUGAUUGAUAUACGAAACACACUCGUAUACAAACGAAGUGUUGCGACGACUUCACUCAUGAACGUCCAUAACGGCAUAGUUUUUUUGCAUAAUUUUUGCGCAUAAGUAUACUCGUAAUUGUUAUUAACACUCGUUAACGCAUUCGCAUUUGCAUUUUUUGUGUAUGUGUUAGUGUGCAAUUCGUCCAUAUGUAUAUGUGUAGUUUGUGCUUUAUAUAUUUGACUUGCGUUUUGCAUUUGGAAAAUCGUCCAUAAUUAUUAUUACAUAACUCCAGUUUGUAUUUACCCAAGUAGUUUGUUACUAAAAAUAAUAAAAAAUAAUAUUUUACAAUAGACUCUAAGGUCAAGUAGUGUAUGUAUGCGUUUUUGAAAAUCCCUAAAAUUUUUUUUGAAAACAUACGAACAAAAAUUGAAAUUCACUGCAAAUGAAAUGUUUUUGCUGAUCAUUUUGUGUAACUGUAAAAAUUUAUCUUUGUAUUUGAAAGAAAAAAUUAUAAAUAUGCUUAUAUACAAAUUCUGUUUAAAUAUUAUAAAUUUUUUCCCCAAAAUCAUUUCAAAUUUCUGAAAAAAAAAUCAUAAAAUUAUUAACUAAAAAAUUUUAAACUAAAACCAUUACGUAAUAAAGUACAUACAUGAUAUAAAAACAAUUUGAAAAAUAUUAAAUAUGCGUAUUUUAAACAUAUUAUAUUUAAUAACAUUAUAUACUAUAUACAUGCAUAUAUUUAUAUAUACAUAUAUAUAUAUUUGUAUAAGCUAGCGCGUAUAAUAGAAACUACAAUAUGCAAAAUAAGAUAUUUUAAGUGCCAUUACUAUAUAAACAAUAUAAUAAAUAUUUUAUUUUUGAGUUAAAAAACAA
Molecule: messenger RNA, 5331 nt
Organism: Bactrocera neohumeralis
Lineage: Eukaryota; Metazoa; Arthropoda; Insecta; Diptera; Tephritidae
Exons: 10
Coding region: 1394-4210 (938 amino acids)
Source: RefSeq, a predicted model, not a curated record